CUCCAAACCAAAGCUACGUUGCAUUCCAAUUAAGCGGUAAGAUUUAUAUUGCUGUCAAAUCAGUGUCUGUGCUAUUAAUUAAUAAGUACGAAAAAAGCAGCUGUUAACUAGCUCAAGAUGUUGCGCCUUCUCAUCGUCACGUUGGCCGUGUGUGCCACGAUCUGUGCCGCUGCACAAACUCGCAACUCACCUAUGGAGGCGAUUGCACAUUUGACUGGGCCACCGCAGUCGGACAACACGCAGGUGAAGGGAAAUGUCACCUUCAUUCAGAACGACUGCGGCCAGAGUGUGCAUGUGCGCAUCCAGCUGGAGAACGUCAUGCAGGGCAAGCAUGGCUUCCACAUACACGAGAAGGGAGAUCUGAGCAAUGGCUGCACCAGCUUGGGCGGCCAUUACAAUCCCGACAAGGUGGACCAUGGGGCGCCCCAUCACGAGGUGCGUCACGUGGGCGAUCUGGGCAACAUUGAGGUGAACGCCAGCCGGAUUAUCGACAUCACCUACACAGACUCUGUGAUUAGCCUGAGCGGCAAGCGCACCAUCAUCGGACGCAGCGUUGUGCUGCACGAGCUGGAGGACGAUCUCGGCCUGGGCAACCACACGGACUCCAAGAAGACGGGCAACGCUGGCGGCCGCAUCGCUUGCGGUGUAAUUGGCAUUAAGUCGGAUGUGGACGAAUGGCCCUGCCGCGGUGGCGGCGCAGAUGCACUGCGUCAAUCCAUGUCCAUUGUGAGCAUCGUAGUUGCUCUGAUCAUUGCACGUGGACUGUGAUCCAGUACUAAGCACUCUAUAAACAACAAUUAAUCCAUACUCACAUCGUAUGCCAUGCACUGUACUUAAAUAUUAUACAACAAAUACUCCCCAUUGCAUAAACUUGUAAAUUGCCUCAACGAUUUCAUCGAUAAUAAAAUUAACAAUUGUUAUAUA
Messenger RNA from Drosophila hydei, 924 nucleotides. RefSeq names its product extracellular superoxide dismutase [Cu-Zn] (gene Sod3). Bases 118 to 768 code for a protein of 216 amino acids. The transcript is spliced from 5 exons. Gene Ontology annotation, biological process: removal of superoxide radicals. Lineage: Eukaryota; Metazoa; Arthropoda; Insecta; Diptera; Drosophilidae. The record is from RefSeq and is a predicted model, not a curated record. Gene Ontology annotation, molecular function: copper ion binding; superoxide dismutase activity.